AGAAGGCAUUGAGUUUCCAUGAGCUUAAUGCUUGAUCAACACCAAUUCAACCCUCGGACAGGAACCUCCCUGGAUCCAUUCACUCCUUCAUCUUGCAACAAGACUAGCUUGGCCGUGUCCGCCAAGUGGUCUAGAGCAUAGUCACAAUGCCCUAACCAGCGUCAACAAUGGGUCAGCCCUCUUCAGGAACUCAGGUCGUGUCAAGCAAAUUUAUACGCCUUUUUGAGAAAUCUUAGCCAUGGGUGUCAACUGCAGAGUCACAAUUCUCCGCCACAGCUUGGUUCGAAUUCCUGCACAUGCUGCUGAGAUUAAUCGCCCUCUCCAGCUAUGGAACCCUCCAUGCAACGGCACCCACAGCAACCGAAGCAAGGGGCCCUCUCUAGGGGCUGCAUCUUUUGAUUGCCCGGUGCAACAGUUUUAUUGGAUCGAGACAUCGUGACGUUCCCCCAGUGCCCUCACUAGGGGGUUUCCUGCUCUAUUCGCCUGCGUCCUGCAUGUCUCAUUCCUUCUGUAAUGACGAAAUGCAAAGUCCCUGCAAAGCCCUUCGCCCACGUUUCGAUGCGGCCCUGUGCCCAAUGAUCUAGAUCCAGUAUGCUCUGACUGGCUCUUACCUCUCUUUGGAAUGCAAGGACGGCGAGCGGAGUGGCCCUUUAGGGCCUACACACUUGGCUUAUGUUCCAGAGUUCCUCUGGAAGGGGGCGAUGAACAUGCCCGUUGUCUGGCGUACUGUGCAAGGUAGCCAAGGGGUGUUUUUAAUCUGGCCGAGGUCGCAGUAUAAGGGCUCCUCGGCCGCUUUUUACGCCCGUUUGGUCUGGAAGCUUUUGCUGGCUUUUGCUUUGUUUUCCGUCUUCCCUAUACUGAUCGAGAGGUCCAGCAGAUUCAUCAAACAUCCUCAUAUCACCAUGUCCUCGACGGACUAUAAUCUGGCAGAUCCGCAUACGAAGCAUCGUCAUAGUCACAACCGCCACCACACCGUGGCCGCAAGCCCUGUUCCGACAUAUGCUAACAGGGGUGUUCCGACGUAUAGUAUGCUGAACCAGGAACCUAUAGGCCACUCUAGCAACCUACCUUCCCCACGCUACUCUCCGAACGUGCAACCAUGGAAAAGACAGCAGCCUCAGAACUCCCUCUCUUUCAUUCCAUCCACAUCUCCCCGUUCUGAACAAUCCGAGUACACCACAUCUCAACCAAGACGAAUAGCGGACCGUGGGGCAGCUUGCAUAUCUCCAUUUCGCUCAGUGCGCAAGAUGAAAGAGCCUUUUCAACUUCGUCUGCCGACUUCACCGUCUAUUGAGAACGGCUCUAGCUCUACUGGGGACGCCCGAGUGACUUCACGUCAACCUGAGCUACGGUCAUUGCGGGCCUGGAGAUCGGACCAGAACCUCAUGGCUUCCAGUUUAGAGACAUUCGGUCUUCUCCCUAGCCCUCCACUGUCCGACUCGCAUACUCCUCAGGCAUCUCCAUCAUCGACAUACUUUUCAUCAAAACAAGGGCGUGGAAUUGAGAGCUUCCCUCUGACAACAGGACGCUGCACUCCUCACGCUACGGCAACUGAUACCCCAGCGCAGCAUCAUUCCACCGAAAGCACAAAUGUUCAUAUGGCGCAUUCGAACCUUGUAAGACAGUAUGAGAUGAGUGAUGGGCAGUUUACCCCGUCAACAACGGACUCAGGAUGUAUGUCGCCGCCUGCGACCUGCUCGGAUACAGACUCGGUUGGAACCCGAAACUUUUCCGGGUCAUCCGCAGCGACACAUCGAAGUCGGUCUGGCACAGUCUCAAGCGAAGGUAGUUGGGUUCCAAGUAGCCUAUAUUACUGUGAAACAUGGCUUCAGGGUGCUCCCAUUGAUUCAGCAGAGGAAGAACCGGGAAAAUCGACCGUCCUGAACCGGAGGAAAUUCCAAAUCGUUCAACAAAGCCCCUUUCUCCCGGACUGGAAGCGAGCACACAAUGAUGCGGUCCUCGCAGUGAAGAGCAAAACCAAGCCAAAGUUGGUUGAUAUUUCACGACAAUCCUCACCAGCGAUGAGUUACUCGCUUCCCACGCCGACCCAUAUACUUCCUGCCACGCCUGAUCAAAGCCUACCGGAAGUUUCAGCUUUCAGCCCUGACACGCCUCUAGAAAUGUCCGAUAGUGGUUAUGCUACGAAUAAUCUGGCACGGCCUCCAAAGGAACAGGAAGCUGAUAAGGGAAAUACACCUACAGAGUCCGGCUCAGUGGUUUCAGGAGACGCUAGCGAAACAGUUAUUUGUGAUGUCUCAGCUGAAAAUAAUGCCCGUCAGAAACCACACUCGACGACUGACAUGCUAUCUGAAGCCGUUGCCUCACAACCACAGGCAUCUCCGAGUGCUUCGUCGAGUAAGGUGGAGAAAGAAGAAUUGGAAAAAUGGUGGGAUCUUGAAUGGACGAUCGACCAGCUCGAACACUCGGUGAAGGAAUUCCCUCAAAACAUACUUCGACUGACUUCUCCUGUUGUGAUGUUCCUCCGCCGCAACCAGGAACGAUCCCUGAUCCGUCCUUUUCGCCAAAUAUUUCCUGAUGCUCCAGAAUCUCUCCUCGACUCGCUUUGUGCUGUUCUGAUCGCGAAAAACUAUCUGCUCUCAUUGCCAUCGUCCAGCCGCCGGGCGGCCAGUAUAUCUCCACGUGUGCAGUUUACCAAAUCAGACACGGUUCCAGAAAAGGCCUCUUCGAUUCUGGGGAUGAAGUUUGCACAGCCGCCACCGUCACGCAUCCGAGAUCAGGUCCUUGGUUCUCGAAGCGGCAAGCUUCACCAGGAUUUCGACCGAAUCAUUGAUGAUUUACUAUCCACUCUUCACGGUCCGCCUGACGAGGCUCUGAAAUCAGCUACACUAGUUCUAAUCCAGGUCCUGGAGACCAAGGCAUAGACCGCUGUUUUAACUUGACAUCGUGCAAUUUGCUGUUUGAACUUUAUUCUUGAAGCGAGCUACUUUAGUAUAGAUAUCUUUACGCCACCCGGUCUUUUUUUUUUUUUUUCAUUUGCAAUUCCAGCGUCUGUCUGUAUGCAGCCUUUCUUUCCUAUGCCUCUUAUACUGAUAGCGGCUGCUGGACUAUGUCCGCCUGUUCAGCUGUAGGUACUUAGCCCCAGCCAUAAUGUGUAAUUAAUCGCUAGACAUCUGACAAUGUGAAAUAAUAUAUACCAAGUCGAAU
Molecule: messenger RNA, 3165 nt
Organism: Aspergillus calidoustus
Lineage: Eukaryota; Fungi; Ascomycota; Eurotiomycetes; Eurotiales; Aspergillaceae
Source: the annotation of a GenBank genome assembly